GAGUAUUUGGUCCCGUCCAUACUAGUGACAACUGUCAUUUCGGAUAGGGCUUGACAAAGGGAUCGACAGCUCUGGACUAUCACCGUCGUUGAAGAAGAACUGGAAAAUCAACAAUGACGAUGAGGACAACCGCGGUAUCACGCGCCUUCGUGGCAUGCAAUAUUUACGUGAGUGCCGGGGGCAACCAACUCCACAAAGAUCUUCUGGCGAGACUUCUAACCGAAACGCAAGAGCAUUGCCGCCGUUCCAACCGCAACCAUGAAACCCAAGGACACGGUUCCGACCAACGUCCGCAGCACCAGCGUGUUGCGGUCGUCCACGCCUUUCGAGACGGGCCCUACGACAGGUCUUCCUUCCACCUUGCCGGGUCGCCGGCGCUGGUCGCCGACGUGGGCUCGUCUCUGGCUGAUCGCGCCAUACGAGCCCUGGCUGGUUUCGUGACCGCCCGCGGCAACACCAGCGAGGACGGCGCAGUGACGGAAACCUCGGCGGGCCAGAGGCAUCCCACCGUUGGCCUUGUGGACCACGUCUCCGUCUUGCCCCUGGAAGAGGCAGCCGCGGCAGCGAGCACCACCGGCUCCGUGGCCCGUGACAUUGGGGAAACCAUGAAAGCCUUGGGGGCCGACGUUCUUUAUUAUGGAUACGCRCAUCCUUCYGGAAAGGAACUCGCAGCGGUGCGGCGGGAAUCGACGAGAUUCUUCGACAGCAGCGACGCGAGCACCCUUGUGGCCACGGCGACGCACGCCCCCGGGCAGGCCACGGUGGGAGCGCCCCCCCGGUUUGUCGAAAACUUCAACAUUCGGUUGAAGCCCACCGUUGCGAGACGGGUUGCCCGUACGCUGACAGAAUCCGUCCGCGAGCGGAGCGGCCAGGGAUUGCCGUGUGUGGAAGCCCUGACCCUUAAGUACGGGCGAGACMAGUACGAAGUUGCGUGCAAUCUAUUGGAUCCAGGCGUAACUUCUGCUACGGACAUCGAAAAGCGGAUGCGAGUCUGGGAGACACAGCAGCAGCAGCAAGAAGGGGAUAUYAACGAAUCGUUCGGGUUGAUCGAAACCGCGUACCGCGUGGGAACCACCACGGAGAUGUGCCUGAAAGCCUUGCGAGACGUGUCGACCGAGGACGGCGAAAAAACCCACAACACAAUUGUACUGAGGCAGCUCGAAGCAGACUUUGGGACAGGAUAGCAAUGAAAAUUAUGUUAUUGGAAUUUCCUUGUCGCAAUGUCGUACCCAAGUAUGGUUUGCCGUGCUUCCAAUAAAAUCGAACGGUAUAAAUCYAUCUUUUGACAUGAUUGGACGGAUGUUGACGCACAAUGUGUCUUCGGCGUCAGUACAAGAAAUUUAAGGCACGCGUUCGCGUGCGGAAUGAGUUGCUUGGGGCGGCAAGUGUAUGGCAAGCAUCGAAAAAGUCACACGUGGGUUUUUCCUUUCCACAACUAGAUCAUCACCAAGGUUUCGUCUCAAGUUGGCCAUCAAGUGGUCGUCUUCGCCAGGUAUUGUUUCAGCAUCAUCUUCAGAGAGAUAGCUUUGCAUUUGGAAUAAUAUCUGGGACCAGAGAAUGUAUUGCAAGAAUCAAAAAGCCCCCAAGCUSAAUCUCCUUGAUUUUUAGAAGUAACAAUCAUUCCUCUCACCUAGAAAUCAGUGAGCGGACAAAUUCAUUAAUUGAUCACAACUACRCCGCACAAAAACGAGGACUUCAAUUGUGAGAUUUGGAAUAGAAACCGCUUUUGUUAAUAGCAAUUCUUUGCAUGGUGAUUGUGAUGGUUCUGUGCUAAUGAUCUCCUCUAACUUCGUUCGKUAUGAAGGGGUGUGAGAUUUUUCUGCCAGAAUCCCCCUCAAAUACUAUUAUUAGUAGUACCGGCAUGUCCGAGUACUACCGGUACCGUAGGGCUUGAACCUUGAACGCACUUAUCUGUACAGGUAUUCCGCGAAUGUGAAUAAAGCUGGAUCACGAGC
Molecule: messenger RNA, 1955 nt
Organism: Pseudo-nitzschia multistriata
Lineage: Eukaryota; Bacillariophyta; Bacillariophyceae; Bacillariales; Bacillariaceae
Source: the annotation of a GenBank genome assembly